Messenger RNA from Anisakis simplex (herring worm), 444 nucleotides. NCBI's taxonomy places the organism in Eukaryota, Metazoa, Nematoda, Chromadorea, Rhabditida, Anisakidae. The record is from the annotation of a GenBank genome assembly.
AUGGAUUAUGAUAAGGAUGAUGAUGUUGAUGAUGAUGAAGAUGAUUAUGAUGAUGAUCUGGAUGAUGAUGAUAAUGAUGAUGGUGAUGAUGAAGAUGAUUCGGAUGAUGAUGAUAUUGAUGAAGAUGAUGUUGAUCAUUUUAAUGACGAUUAUCAUCACGAUAAUGAUGAUGAUGAUAAUUUGGAAGAUGAUGAUGAUGAUCUGAAUGAUGAUGAUUAUGAUGGUGAAAUGGAUGACGAUGAUGAUGAUGAUUUGAAUGAUGACGACGCUGAUGAUGAUGAUGUUGAUGAUUUGGAUGGUGGUGAUGGUUAUGAUGAUGAUGAUAUGGAUGAUGAUGAUGAUUACGAUUUGGAUGAUGAUGAUCACAUUGAUGAUGAUGAUGAUGUUUAUGAAGAUGAUUAUUUGAAUGAUGAUGAUGAUGAUUUGGAUGAUGAUGAUGAUGAA